AUGGCUCUGCUAUCGAAUCAUCACUGCAACUACCAAAACACACAAUCUGACAUGUUAACACCCGCUUAUCCGAAUUCAAUGAGGAGCUACGAUCCCCUGUAUCCGUCGCCGUAUAAUUCUCCAAACUAUGAGUCUACAAGAAUCGUGUAUCGAGACAACUGCACACACGAGAACGAGCUCACACCGCGAAGAGACAUCGAGACACUAGAUUACACUAAGGACAUGGUAUCGGAAUACACGAAAACUCCAGAAGGAUACGAUCGAGGAUCUUACGGUGCUUUAACUCCUGUCACUCCGCAAAGAUACGAGCCACACUCGAUGGAUCAGACCACAUCGCCGCGAUCGACAUUAUACGAGGAAAGUUCAGUGGACUAUCAGUCACCGUCGUAUUGCUAUGAAACGCCUCCUCAAGAACCGAGAUAUCAACCCCUGGAGAACAGCAAGCCGAUUCUCACCAUCGUCGAACCUCGCGCCAAUUAUUGGGAGCCCAUCAUAUCGACACAAAAGAUGCCGACGACGCCACCAGUAAGUCCGCGAAAAGGCAGACGGAGAUCCCGCGAUGUGCCACCGUCGCCGACAGUGCUAAAGCGUCGACGUCUCGCUGCAAACGCACGUGAACGACGUCGCAUGAACGGCCUGAACGACGCCUUCGACAAGCUACGUGAGGUUGUGCCAAGCCUCGGAACCGAUCACAAACUGAGCAAAUUCGAGACCCUGCAGAUGGCACAGAGCUACAUAGCCGCCUUAUGCGAUCUUCUACAGAGACACGACAGCAAGAGAUAG
Molecule: messenger RNA, 783 nt
Organism: Atta colombica
Lineage: Eukaryota; Metazoa; Arthropoda; Insecta; Hymenoptera; Formicidae
Product: protein Fer3-like
Exons: 3
Coding region: 1-783 (260 amino acids)
Molecular function (GO): protein dimerization activity
Source: RefSeq, a predicted model, not a curated record